Molecule: messenger RNA, 445 nt
Organism: Hyalella azteca
Lineage: Eukaryota; Metazoa; Arthropoda; Malacostraca; Amphipoda; Hyalellidae
Product: testicular acid phosphatase-like
Exons: 4
Coding region: 41-445 (134 amino acids)
Biological process (GO): dephosphorylation
Molecular function (GO): phosphatase activity
Source: RefSeq, a predicted model, not a curated record
GUUUCGCUGUGUUCGCAAGACGUUGAAUAAAUUUUCUCAGAUGGCGUCUGCGGUCAUCUCACUUGUGCUUGCGGUUGCCCUUGCUGUGCCACCAACACAAGGCACUUCCUUCUACGACCUCCCUGCCCAGCAUACAAUACAACAAGUCCAAGUGGUAACUCGCAAUGGACUCAGCGCUCCGGACAAAGUUUUUACCGAUGACUACGGCAACGAAACGCAGCUCUGGCAGCACGGCCCGGGGCAGCUGCUUGACGAAGGCUUGCGGCAGCACGACAACUUGGGCAGGUGGCUGAGGCGACGAUAUGGCGCGAUACUGGACGCGUUCCCUAACGCGUCGCAGAUUUGGGCCGUAAGCAAACCAUCAGACAAUAUGAUCGAGUCUGCCCUGGCUAAUCUUGCUGCUAUUUUCUUUAGAUCGCGUUCUCCUUAUCUAUGUCCCCCUUAA